UCCCUCCGCUCUGAACGCCAGCUAUAUUUUGUGCGGCCGCUGAGGGCCAUGGACUCAACCUUUAGCAGCUGUAAUAUCUGUUUACUGACACCAAGCUAAUACAGCCUACACACCGGUUCAACAAACAGCCGCCAGGUCGGUUACAGAUCAGAGUGAGGCACGUUGACCGGUGAAUGCAUAGAGUCAAGAGGGUCAAACUUGUUGACAAUAAAGAGGGUAUCUGGAAAAGGUACCGUACCACACUCUGUUUGACUGUGAGCAUGAUGGCUGUGGACGGCCUUUCGGACAGCACGGAGGUGGUGGAGAUGGAGGACGUGCCAUCUCAGUUCUUUGUGGAGAAACACUCUUGGGAGGGCCUUCGUGACAUUAUCCACUGUAGCAGGAAGUACUCUGGCAUGAUCGCUAACAAGGCCCCCCAUGACUUCCAGUUUGUGCAGAAGAAGGAUGAGAAUGGACCUCACUCCCACCGGUUGUACUACCUUGGAAUGCCUUAUGGGAGCAGAGAGAAUUCGUUACUCUACUCUGAAAUCCCCAAGAAGAUCCGUAAAGAGGCCCUCUUAGUGUUGUCCUGGAAACAGAUGCUGGAUCACUUCCAGGCUACACCUCACCAGGGGGCCUACUCUCGAGAGGAGGAGUUGCUGAGAGAGCGUAAACGUUUAGGAGCAUUUGGUAUAACCUCCUAUGACUACCAUGCUCAGACGGGCCUGUUCCUCUUCCAGGCCAGCAAUAGCCUCUUCUACUGUCAGGAUGGAGGCAACAAUGGCUUCAUUCAGUCUGCUUCAUUGAAGCCUGUGGAGAUCAAGACCCAGUGCUCGGGGACACGUAUGGACCCCAAGGUCUGCCCCGGUGACCCGGACUUCAUAGCCUUCAUCAACAACAACGACCUGUGGAUAGCCAACAUUAAGACGGGCGAGGAGAGGAGACUCACCUACUGCCACAAAGGUUUGGAUAAUGUGAAGGAGGAUCCAAAGUCUGCAGGUGUAGCAACAUUUGUCAUCCAGGAAGAGUUUGACCGUUUCACUGGCUACUGGUGGAGUCCCUCAGCAGUCGAAGACCCUAACGGAGGUAAAACAGUGUAUCUUCUGUAUGAAGAGGUGGAUGAGACGGAAGUAGAGAUUAUUCAUGUUCCAUCUCCAGCUCUGGAGGAGCGGAAAGCAGACGCGUACAGAUAUCCUCGCACAGGUAGCAAAAAUCCACAGGCUACACUUAAACUAGCAGAGAUCAAGACAGACCAUCAAGGAAGAAUUGUGAGCACACAAGAUAAGGAACUGGCCGUCCCCUUCGCCUCCUUGUUUCCUGGGACAGAAUACAUCGCCAGAGUGGGAUGGACGAGUGACGGCAAAUAUGGCCUGGCAGUGCUUCUUGACCGCAGCCAGAGGAAACUCCAGCUGGUCCUGCUGCCUCCUGCCCUCUUCAUCCCUGUCACAGAUGACCCUGCUCAGAGGCAGGAGAGUCGGGAUGCAAUGCCCAGUGACACACAGCCAUACAUAAUCUAUGAAGAGACCACCGAUGUCUGGAUUAAUGUUCAUGAUAUAUACUACCCCUUUGUUCAAACAACAGAAGAUGAGUUCACUUUUAUUUGGGUAAAUGAGUCUAAAACGGGUUUCAGCCACCUGUAUAAAAUAACGUCUCUGUUACAACCGGGCUGCAACCUCUGGACAGAGGACUACCACCACGUAGAGGGAGACUUCAAAUGUGCAAUCAAGGAGGAGAUGACAUUGACCAGUGGAGAAUGGGAAGUCCUGGCAAGGCAUGGUUCCAAGAUCUGGGUGAAUGAGGCGACAAAGUUGGUUUACUUCCAGGGAACUAGAGACACUCCUCUGGAGCACCACCUCUACGUGGUCAGCUACGACUCUCCGGGAGACGUAGUCAGACUAACCAAGCCUGGCUUCUCUCAUAGCUGCUCUGUUAGUAAGAACUUCGACUUUUUUGUCAGCCACUACAGUAACGUGAGUACGCCCCCAUGUGUUCACGUCUACAAGCUGACCGGUUCAGAAGGUGACCCACUACACAUGGCACCUGAGUUCUGGGCCAGCAUGAUGGAAUCACCAGGUUGCCCGGGAGAUUACAAUCCACCUGAGAUUUUUGACUUUCCAGGAAAGUCUGGUUUCCAACUUUAUGGGAUGGUAUACAAGCCUCAUAACUUGCUGCCCGGCAGGAAACACCCGACUGUUCUCUUUGUGUACGGAGGCCCACAGGUGCAGCUGGUGAACAACUCCUUCAAGGGGAUGAAAUACCUCCGUCUGAACACGCUCGCCUCUCUAGGCUACGCCGUGGUCGUCAUCGACGGGAGAGGUUCCUGUCAGAGGGGCCUGGAAUUUGAAGGAGCACUGAAAAACAAAAUGGGUCAGGUGGAGAUCGAGGACCAGGUGGAGGGGCUGCAGUACGUGGCGGAGAAGUUUAACUUUGUGGACCUGAGCCGCGUCGCUAUCCACGGCUGGUCGUACGGCGGGUUCCUGUCACUCAUGGGCCUCAUCCAACGACCCAAUGUCUUCAAGCUGGCCAUCGCAGGCGCCCCAGUGACUGUGUGGAUGGCCUACGACACUGGCUACACAGAGCGCUACAUGGAUGUGCCUGAGAACAACCAGCAGGGCUAUGAGGAAGGAUCUGUAGCCUUGCACGUGGACAAGCUGCCCAGCGAGCCUAAUCGUUUGCUGAUUCUUCACGGAUUUUUAGACGAGAAUGUGCACUUUUUCCACACCAAUUUCUUAGUGUCACAGAUAAUCCGUGCUGGGAAGCCCUACCAGCUUCAGGUCUACCCCAAUGAGCGACACAGUAUUCGCUGCCCUGAGUCUGGAGAGCACUACGAGAUAAUGCUGCUGCACUUUCUACAACAAUACCUCUGAAAAGAGACCACAGGGGAGAAGUGGAGUCCGGCACCCCCUCUGUCCUCCUUUACUCCCUCUAGCCCACCUUACUCGCCCUGACCUCCCCAGCCCAUCCCCUUCCCUGACUGUUCACCCCAUCAUCCAGAGACUAUCAGACACUGCAGCCACAAGCCCCUCUUUGUCUCCCAUGAAGUAGUCGUCUCACUUCUCCACCAUACUUCCCACUUUUGCUCCUUCUGUCUCUUGUUCUGUUACUCUCUCGCUCGCCCUGUCUCCUCUCAACCCCCCCCCCCCCCCCCCCCACCUCCCGCCCGCCCGUGUACAGUCUGGGGUAUGGUUUACGAGCACAGAGAUUUGGUGGCUCACCCUGAAAGCUGAACAAAGACAAGGACGUAUGGAGAAAUAUUCGUAGGCUGUGUCACAUUGACUCAUCGCUCACUCGAAAACACAAUGGUUUCUUUGCCAAAUAUCCCGGUGUCAUUCUCCCCCUUGACCCACCUGCUCACUCGAGUCCGUGUUAGAAAAGAGGGUCACAGUCCACAGAUACGGAAUGGAAUCUAUAAACAUAUUUUCAGACAUGAGCUCACACACUAAAUGUAAAAUACAGUUUAUCUCAUACAUAAACCAAGACACUCUCUAACACUCGCACACACACACAGUACAUAUAUCCGUACAUACUGUGAGUCUGUACUUUGCAGUUUGUGUAAUCAUGAAGAAAAGAAGAAAAACCGAGAGGCUUCCUCUGUCCUCUUGUUUUAAGUGUGUGUAGUUUAAAAUAAAAUAUUUUUAUGGAUUUUUAUUCUUUUUUUGUUUUUUUUAAUGAGUGCUGCUCAUUGCAAUUUUUUGCGCCGAUUUCUCCCCUCACAUUUCAUUGCUCAAGAUGUCUGCUUGCCUUCUUAUCACAUAAUUUAUAUUUGCCAAAGUACCUCUUGACUCUUGAUCAUGUUGGUAUUUCCUUUUUUUACUGCAAUAAAGACAACAGGAGGGUGAGCACUGGAGUCUUACAACAGCUUUGUACCACCGGAAUACUAUUUGUACAUGAUUAUGAAUAAAUGUAUGAAUCAAU
Platichthys flesus (European flounder) is the source of this 3894-nucleotide messenger RNA. RefSeq names its product dipeptidyl peptidase 9-like. Bases 174 to 2846 code for a protein of 890 amino acids. Gene Ontology annotation, molecular function: dipeptidyl-peptidase activity; serine-type peptidase activity. Gene Ontology annotation, biological process: proteolysis. The record is from RefSeq and is a predicted model, not a curated record. The transcript is spliced from 21 exons. NCBI's taxonomy places the organism in Eukaryota, Metazoa, Chordata, Actinopteri, Pleuronectiformes, Pleuronectidae.